Molecule: messenger RNA, 7423 nt
Organism: Oncorhynchus keta (chum salmon)
Lineage: Eukaryota; Metazoa; Chordata; Actinopteri; Salmoniformes; Salmonidae
Product: synaptotagmin-6-like
Exons: 7
Coding region: 525-1778 (417 amino acids)
Biological process (GO): cellular response to calcium ion; regulation of calcium ion-dependent exocytosis; regulation of dopamine secretion
Cellular component (GO): membrane
Molecular function (GO): calcium-dependent phospholipid binding; phosphatidylserine binding; calcium ion binding
Source: RefSeq, a predicted model, not a curated record
GCGAGGGAGAGGAUCGAGAGUAAGAGUUAGAGAGAGGGAGUAAGUGAAGAAGAGAGAGUGAGAGAGAGAGAGAGAGAGAGAGAGAGAGAGAGAGAGAGAGAGAGAGAGAGAGAGAGAAAGAAAGAAAGAGAGAAAGAAAGAAAGAAAGAGAGAGAGAGAGAGAGAGAGAGAGAGAGAGAGAGAGAGAGAGAGAGAGAGAGAGAGAGAGAGAGAGGGAACAUGGAAACAUAGUGAGAGAGCCAGUCACCGACGUCACUUUUGGCCUCCUCCUCGGUGUGUUUGUGGUGUGUGGCUUGGUCCUGCUGACUCUUUGUGCCUUCGCCUCCUGGAAGCUGUGCUGGGUGCCUUAUUUGCGGAAUAAAGAGGCAGCAGCCCUCUCCUCCAACUCUGCAGCCCUCACUCCAGCCUGUGGUCCCCCAGACGACUGCCCUCCCUUCCACCUCCACCUUCACCCUCCUCACCCCCUCCACCACAACCAGCACAAGUACCUCCCCAGCCCCAACCAACAAAAGUCACCGGUUACCAUGGCAACGGAUAAGGUGAAAGACCCGAUGGGUUCCAUGGGAUUCCUAGAGGCUGCUGUGAAGAUAAGCCACACAUCGCCUGACAUCCCCGCCGAGGUGCAGCUCUCAAUGAGGGAGCACUUUUUGAGGCGCACGCAACGCAUGCAGAGGCAAGCCACUGAGCCCGCUUCUUCCACCAGACACAGCUCAUUCAAAAGGCACCUGCCCAAGCAGAUGCAGUCCAUCAGCCUGGACCUGGGCAAUGACUAUGCGGAUGAGGAUGAGCAGCCCACCAGCAUCGGACGCAUCAAACCAGAACUCUACAGACAGAAGACCUUGGAUAUAGACGAGUCCGCCAAGAACAGCAACGCCAAGAACUGUGGGAAGAUCAACUUCUCCCUGAAGUACGACUAUGACAAUGAGGCCCUCCUGGUCAACAUCCUCAAGGCCUUCGACCUGCCCGCCAAGGACCUGUGCGGCAGUUCCGACCCCUACGUCAAAAUCUAUCUUCUCCCAGAUCGCAAGAAGUUCCAGACGCGCGUCCACCGGAAGACGCUCAACCCCACGUUCGAGGAGUCCUUCCAGUUCCCCGUGCCUUAUGAUGAGCUGGCUGUUAGGAAGCUCCACAUGAGUGUGUUUGACUUUGACAGGUUCUCCAGACAUGAUAUGAUCGGGGAGGUGGUGGUGGAUAACCUUGUUGAGACGUCAGACCUCUCCAGGGAGACAGACAUUUGGAGGGACAUUCAGUACGCCACAACUGAGAGUGUAGACUUGGGAGAGAUCAUGUUCUCACUAUGCUACCUGCCAACCGCAGGACGACUCACUCUCACCGUCAUCAAGUGCAGGAACCUCAAGGCCAUGGAUAUCACUGGAUACUCAGAUCCCUACGUCAAAGUGUCCCUCAUCUGUGACGGGAGGCGUUUGAAAAAGAAGAAGACGACCAUCAAGAAGAACACUCUGAACCCCACGUACAACGAGGCCAUCAUCUUCGACAUCCCCCCAGACAGCAUGGACCACGUCAGCUUGCACAUCUCAGUCAUGGACUAUGACUUGGUAGGUCACAAUGAGAUCAUUGGUGUGAACCGUGUGGGGUGCAGUGCUGAGGGGCUCGGCAAGGGCCACUGGAACGAGAUGCUGGCGUACCCACGCAAGCCCAUUGCACACUGGCACCCCCUACUGGAGGCCAAGAAAUCAGAGACAGAGUGGAAAACGCGGACGGCCAGUUUAGACAGCCAGGGCUCUUGCCCCUCCCCCAGGCCUCCUUCUAGCCCCUGAGCAGAACCACCUGUGACCCUAGUGAAAUGGUCUCCUCUCUCUCCUACUAAUCCUACAUCCUGUCUGGUCUGUCUGCCUGUGCCUGAGGAGAAACAUAACCCCACUCAGUCUCUUUCUCAUUCUUCACUCUCCCUCAAGUGUAGCAGCAAAGUGAUCCCGUUCCCAAGAACUGAUCCUGGAUCAGCAUCGCUGUCAGUUGUUUGUGAUGUAACAAUGCUUUUUUUGAAUCAACAUGAAGUGUUGAACUUAGGUUUACUGAUCUGGAGUCAAUCCCAGUACUUGGGGUGCUUUGGAUUAGUUUUAUCCUGAGCUUCUCAUCAAGUGAGUCCCCAAAGGGAGAGCUUGUUGUCUGAGUGGAACAACAGACUGCCGGUUCCGAGUGUAUCUAUCUAUGGGUUGAGUCCAAAUGAAUGUGAUCACAGCUCUCUCACAGGGACUUGGUCCAACACACGGAAGUUUCUGCUCAACACACAGAGAGAGAGAGAGAGAGAGAGAGAGAGAGAGAGAGAGAGAGAGAGAGAGAGAGAGAGAGAGAGAGAGAGAGAGAGAGAGAGAGAGAGAGAGAGAGAGAGAGAGAGAGAGAGAAUAAGGGAAACAUAGUGAGAGAGCAGUGGUCAUUACAAGCUGUCACUUUAUAUUGGAUCAGUUGGUCAAAAUAUGUUGCUUUCCUUAAGAUAGGAAAUUAAAGACUGGAUUGACCUAAGGAAUAUCUAAAGCCGUCUGCCCUUACUAUCUAUCUACUGAUAUUGUGUGGAAGUAACAAAAACACUAAGGCACAAACAAAUGUGUAGUUAUUUUAACCAAGCCAAAGAAGGCAAAAAAAUACAUAUUUCACAAUAGUACCUAUGUUGAAUAUUUUCUCAAUGUCAACCAUUACAUGUUCAGGAGUAAUGAGCAGAAGUUAAAGGGAUGAUUUUGACCUGUUAAAUAGUGUUCAUCACGUUUAUAGAGAGUCAUAAAGAAAACAAUAUGUGCAACACAUCAUAUAAGCACAUUGCAACACCAUUGGUGCAUAGCCUGCUGAGAGAGUCUUUCUAUGGAACAAAAAAUGGUUAAAAAGCACACAGACUCCGAACCACCCUUACCUCUCCCUCCUGUUUCUUUCCUUGUUAGUCUUGGUGCUCUUGCCUAUUCCAUCGGAGAGUGUAUUCUCAUUACUCCUCUGCUCCCAUAGGUUUUCUCUCUCAGCCGAACGUAUUGCACAUCUUCAGCACCUUCUUAUUGUAUUCUGUUCCCUGGGGUUGGUUUGAACUGUACAGCACAGUCCUCUUUCUGCUAAUGUAAAGUUUGUAUUUCCCACCAGAAUACAAAGUAGAUAUACAUUGGCUUGCGAAAGUAUUCACCCCCCUUGGCAUUUUUCCUAUUUUGUUGCCUUGCAACCUGGAAUUAAAAUGGAUUUUUGUGCGGUUUGUGUCGUUUGAUUUACACAACAUGACUACCACUUUGAAGAUGCAAAAUAUUUUUUAUUGUGAAACAAACAAGAAAUAAGAGAAAAAAAAACAUAAAACUUGAGCGUGCAUAACUAUUCACCCCACUAAAGUCAGUACUUUAUAGAGCCACCUUUUGCAGCACUUACAGCUGCAAGUCUCUUGGGGUAUGUCUCUAUAAGCUUGGCACAUCUAGCCACUGGGAUUUUUGCCCAUUCUUCAAGGCAAAACUGCUCCAGCUCCUUCCAGUUGGAUGGGUUCCGCUUGUGUACAGCAAUCUUUAAGUCAUUAUCUUUGGUCUCUUUGGUGCUUCUCUGAUUAAUGCCUGGUCUGUGAGUUUUUGGUGGGUGGCCAGCUCUUGGCAGGUUUGUUAUGGUGCCAUAUUCUUUCCAUUUUUUAAUAAUGGAUUUAAUGGUUCUCCGUGGGAUUUUCAAAGUUUAUGCUAUUUUUUUAUUACUCAACCCUGAUCUGUACUUCUCCACAACUUUGUCCCUGACCUGUUUGAAGAGCUCCUUGGUCUUCAUGGUGUUGCUUGCUUGGUGGUGCCCUUGCUUAGUGGUGUUGCAGACUCUGGGGCCUUUCAGAACAGGUGUAUAUAUGAGAUCUUUGGAUCUUUGAGAUCAUGUGACAGAUCAUUAGACAUUUAGAUUGCACAAAGGUGGACUUUAUUUAAGUAAUUAUGUGACUUCUGAAGGUAAUUGGUUGCACCAGAUCUUAUUUAGUGGCGUCAUAGCAAAGGGGUGAAUACAUGUUCACACACCACUUUUUACAUUUUUUAUUUUUUAGAAUUUUUAGAAACAAGUAAUUUUUUCAUUUCACUUCACCAAUUUGGACUAUUUUGUGUAUAUCCAUUACAUGGAAUCCAAAUAAAAAUCUAUUUAAAUUACAGGUUGUAAUGCAACAAAAUAGGAAAAUUGCCAAGGGGAUGAAUACUUCUGCAAGGCACUGUAAAUGUAGUAUUGUUGUGUUGUGGGAGAUUUCCUUAUCCUUAAGUGUUCAGAACUCUCCUCCAAAAGAGGAGAACAUCACCCUCGGGGCACCAAUAAUCAACUAUUCAUUUUCUAUCAUGAGGCACCAUGGAAACUUGUGGUUUGUAAUGAUCUGACUUUGAAUCUGCCCAUCAUACAAGGACCAGUUUAUUGGAUAUCGUUGAGGAACUUGAUCUGAAUCCAAACAAAUGAUUUGCAUUAUUGAACCCUUUUUUCAAUGCUUCGACAAAAUCACAUUCGUCUGCCUUUACAUGUAGGCAGUCAUGUAUGUAGCUACUUCUAUUGUAUGCCAUACAUGUGUACUAUUGGAUCUAAUGGAUGGAUAUAUACAAAGGUUAAAGGAAUCCUGAUUUGAUUAAGACGGCUAUGUAAUAUUUAUAUUUCUUUCUACAUUGUGGUACUAUGAUGAGUGCAGUACAACCUAAUAUUUGAUGUCCUCUCAAUAGCCAAAUACAGUAUGUAUUAAACAGACAAAAGAAAUCAAACUGAUUGGUGUAUAGUUUUUUGGUGCCAAAUGUGCUUGUAGCAAAGGUAGACUAUAAUUUGCUCUGUGACAAAAAUAAGGAAAGUAAUGUCAAUCAUCAAAAUUAAUAUUUUCUUUCCAGUGAGACUGAUUAUUUUCUGUGCUAGGUAGUAAACAUAUUGUUUCAAUUAUUAGAACAAAUACAUCAUGGAUUACCAAUGUUUUUUUAAUAAUAAAUGUGCAACUGAAAGUAGGCUAUCAUUUGAGAGAGGUAUUUUAGUAAUAUCUUCAAUUUGAUUAGAAGGAUUCUUGUUUAUCCCAGUUGGGUUAUUUAAGACGAAACACAAAUCAGGAAUCUUUAUCAAUGUUGUUUUAUGUUGACCGUGAUAGUGUUUUGAUUUGACAUUGGCAAGCACAUGUUUGAAAGCAGGUCUGCCUAUAAUGUGGGUAUCAGGAAAUGGGUGUUGUUUGUAGUACAUGAGGAGCAUUUCUGAGUCGCAUUCUUCUCUACGUUUAUCCCUUGACUGCUCUAAACUGAAGCUUCUUUCUCCAUGCAUUCUGUCUACAGAACUUUGGCACUGAUCGUAUGGUAGUAGUUGUUUGUGAAUCAAAGAAGUAAUUGUAACUCAAUGACAGUAAAAAUCUAAAAUGGUCAUGACAAGGUGGCUUCUGCCUGACCACAGCUGCAGAGCAGAAGCAUGUUUUAAGAUGGUAUAAAUCAAACAGAGAUGAUCUGGAAGAACCAUGGGAAAAGUGAACAAGGAAAAUGGUUAAAGUGAAUGAACUAAAUAGACACACAAUAGAACACUGUUUUAGCUAUUCCUCCUAGAGAGAGCAGGAGUUAACCUUGUUUACUUUGUCUACACUGUCUAAGAGACAGACAGACAGACAGACAGACAGACAGACAGACAGACAGACAGACAGACAGACAGACAGACAGACAGACAGACAGACAGACAGACAGACAGACAGACAGACAGACAGACAGACAGACAGACAGUGUGGGGGAAACUAGCCAAUAGAUAGUCAAAGGCCGAUGUCUUGCAGUGAGUCAGUGACAUUUCUCUAAUUGGCAGUUGGUGAGACGCAAUUCAAUGAGUCACUUGUUGGAUUCCCUCACACCACUAUUGUUUCUUUCUGCACAAUGUGAUUCAUUGGGUUUCCUCACAUAGUAUGUAUAGUUACAGUACUGGUUACAAUCCUGCUAUGAUUCCUGCUGCCAUUACUGGCAGACUCCUGAUAUCUGAUUCACUACAGUUUGUUGGAUUGUUGGAUUCCCUCACACCACUAAAAUCAAACAAAAAAUGUUUUUUCACGUGCCAAAUACAACAGUGAAAUGCUUACUUACAAGACCUUAACCAACAAUGCAGUUUUAAGAAAAAUACCUUAAAAAAUGAAAUAAAGUAAGAGAUAAUUAAACAGCAGCAGUAAAAUAACAAUAGUGAGGCUUUAGACAGGAGGCACCCACACAUUGCAUUACUGUUUUUUUUCUUCUUUUUUUCUGCUCAGUGUGACUCUUCAGUUGUUCUCACAUACAGUAUAUAGGUAUACACUUGCUGGUUACAUUCCUGAUUAGAUUCAUGACAUUUGUGUAUCGAUAUCUGAUUCCCAAGUUUGUUUCUAUUUGACAAAAAAUGGUUGAAAUAACUGACUGUAGAUUUAGUUCAUCCCCUGUUUCAGUAACGUGCUUUUAAUAAUGAUGAUGAUCUUAUGUUCUGAUAAUAUAGCCUAGUGUGUUUGUUUCCUUAGUAGGUAUCAUACUAAAUCUAUUUAGCCUCAGUUUAUGGACUGUUAAAGACCUUAUAGCUUUGGCUAUUAUUAUUAUCGUUAUGUUCCUCAAUAUGAUGUUGUAUCCCUUCCAUUCCUCAUGGAUAGCUCUGACUUUUUGUAUUGAAGAUUUGUACUUGCAAUAUAACUGUUUGACAACUGUUCUUGUAAUUGAAGCCAAAUGUUGUUAGUUCAGAUAAGGGUUUUAUUUUUGGUUGCUUUUAAAUCCUGAAUCGUUAUGACUCAUAAUAUGAGGUCCAAUGUGUAAUAAACUGAUCAAAAAACUAUAAUUGUAUCUGUUGUUAUAUAUGUACAUAUAACAUUUAAUUCAUGAGCAGUAUUGCAGCAACAGAAGGCAUGUUUUGAGUUAUGGUGGUGCAAAGUUGGGUUCAAAACAUGGAGUACUAUUUCUCAUUUUAAGAUUUCACCUAAGAUUGAACUUUUUUGUGAAAUAAUUGUAUUCUUUGUGCAGAUGAACAAUUUCACAACUACGUAUCUCAAAAUGUACAACAAAGGGACCAAGCAGCAGGAAAGACAAAAUAGUUUAACUAUAAAAUGUAAACACAACAUGUAAAGUGUUGGUCCCAUGUUUCAUGAGGCUGAAAUAAAAGAUCCCAGAAAUGUUUCAUACGCACAAAAAUCUUAUUUCUCAAAAAUGUUGUGCACAAAUUUGUUUGAAUCCCUGUUAGUGAGCAUUUCUCCUUUGCCAAGAUAAUCCAUCCACCUGAGAGGUGUGGCAUAUCAAGAAGCUGAUUAAACAGCAUGAUCAUUACACACAACACAAUGCCACAGAUGUCUCAAGUUUUGAGGGAGCGUGCAAUUGGCAUGCUGAUUGCAGGAAUGUCCACCAGAGCAGUUGCCAAAAAAUAGAAUGUUAAUUUCUCUGCCAUAAGCCGCCUCUAACGUUGUUUUAGAGAAUGUGGUAGUACGUCCAACUGGCCUCACAACCCCAGACCCUGUGUAACCACGCCAACCCAGGACCUCCACAUCCGGCUUCUU